Messenger RNA from Protopterus annectens (West African lungfish), 5488 nucleotides. It is a transcript of the gene TRIM36, whose product is annotated as tripartite motif containing 36. The coding region runs from base 254 to 2587 and encodes 777 amino acids. The record is from RefSeq and is a predicted model, not a curated record. Gene Ontology annotation, molecular function: zinc ion binding; protein binding. The transcript has 11 exons. NCBI's taxonomy places the organism in Eukaryota, Metazoa, Chordata, Ceratodontiformes, Protopteridae.
CCAUCAUUCUGCUUUGCCUGCGCCCCCCCCGGUCAUUUCACUUAGGAGAUUCAACUGCUGUCUCAAACUGUGUGACCAACACAUCUGAGUUAGCUGACAGUUGUUCUUGGGUUUAUUUGUUUUUUAUUCCUUCGUUACCAUCAUGAUUUUCACACUGACCGUUGCUGGGAACUCGCACGUUUGAGCUGUCAUCCAGCCCAAGGUUUAAUGCCUUGAUAGUCUUUGGUAAAAGAAUAAUAUAAAAACCGUCACAAUGUCCGAAGGAGACGAAUUAAAAGAGUUCGGUUCUUUAGUGGAGAGAAUAAACAAAGGGGAGGUCCCCAUUAGAAGUAUUGAAAGAGAGUUGAUGUGUCCUGUAUGCAAGGAACUCUUCACUCACCCGCUGAUCCUUCCGUGCCAGCACAGUGUAUGUCACAAAUGUGUAAAGGAACUUCUUUUCUUCAACCUUGAAGACUCCCUCACAGACAUGGGUUCAGAAAUUUCUUUAUCUCCAGGAAGCCCACGAAGUGGACGGCUUCAAUCUCCUAGCACUGAAAAACUUGACAGACUUGUUCGUUCAGGUCGAAAGCGUAACUCUCUGACACCCAAGAUGACUAUUUUUCCUUGCCCUGGCUGUGGUCAUGAUAUUGACUUGGGGGAGAGAGGCAUCAAUGGCUUGUUUCGUAACUUUACACUAGAAACCAUUGUGGAAAGAUACAGACAAGCAGCCAGGGCAGCCACAGCCAUUAUGUGCGACUUGUGCAAACCUCCACCUCAGGAGGCAACAAAGAGCUGUUUAGACUGCAAAGCAAGCUAUUGUAAUGAAUGCUUUAAGGUACAUCAUCCUUGGGGAACUCCAAAGGCACAGCAUGAAUACAUUGGACCAACUACUAACUUCAGACCUAAGGUACUUAUGUGCCCUGAACAUGAAAGUGAGAAAGUAAACAUGUACUGUGAAAUGUGUCGAAGACCAGUUUGUCAUCUUUGCAAGCUGGGUGGAUCUCAUGCAAACCACAGAGUAACCUCCAUGAGUGUUGCUUACAAGGUUCUCAAAGAGAAGCUCUCCAAGAGUAUUGGUUUCCUUAUCAGUAAAGAAGACCAAGUGAGAACUCAGAUUCGUGAACUAAGCACUAUAAUUGAACAUGCAGAGCUUAAUGGCGUAAAAGCAAGAGAUGAAGCACAUGUUCAGUUUGAGAAACUUUACAAUAUUUUGGACGAAAGAAAAAAUACUAUUAUCCAGACUAUUGAAGAAUCUAAAAACUCAAGGGUGGAAAAACUUCGUCAGCAGUUGGAGGAAUAUCAAGGAAUGUUAGAAAAUAGUGGUCUUGUUGGGUAUGCUCAAGAAGUGUUAAAGGAAACCGAUCAGUCCUGCUUUGUGCAAACUGCAAAACAGCUGCAUAUCCGAAUCCAAAAAGCUACUGAGUCCCUGAAAACUUUCCAGCCUUCAGCCAGUGCUUCUUUUGAGCCAUUUGUCAUUGAGGUCAGCAAUGAAGAAAACCUUCUUAAAAAUUUGUCCUUUAGCAGUGGUAUGUCAUCAGGGGCUGUUUUACCUGGUGAGAUACAAACAUUGCAAGACAAGAUACAGACGUUGCAAGACAAGUGUGUGCCAUCUUCAGUGAGUCAACUUUCACAGAGUGAAGAUUUUGACAUGCUAGAUAGCAAAGUUUGGGAUGCUCCAGUGAUAGAUGAAUCCCUUAGUCGAGUGUAUAAUGAAGGCUUCAUUCAUUGGAAAGACCCAGAAAAUGGACCACCUGCUAAUCACUACAUUGUGGAGUACAAGAAGCUUGAUACGGAAGAGCAUUUACCAUGGCAGACUGUGGAGGCAUAUUCUUCUAGCAAAGUUGUAUCUGAUCUUGACACAAACAGUAAAUAUUCCUUUCGUGUAAAAGCAUGCAGAGACUCUGUCUACAGUUCUUAUAGUAAAGAGGUGUUUUUCCAUACCCCACCUGCACCAGUUUUCAACUUUCUGUUUGAUGACAAAUGUGGCUACAACAGUGAACGUCUCAUUCUGAAUGAAAACAGAGACUCUGUAGAGUCCGUUGCUGGCUUUUCAUUACUUAUGGGCGCAGAGCGUAUACAGAUGGGAUGCUAUACAUGUCUGGAUUACAUUAUUGGCGAUACUGGGAUCUCAAAAGGCAGACACUUCUGGGCAUUUCGUAUUGAACCACACUCGUACCUAGUCAAAGCUGGUGUUGCAUCAGAUGCAAAGCUACAGGAAUGGCUUCAUAAUCCUCGUGACAUAAACAGUCCUAGGUAUGACCAAGACAGUGGUCAUGACAGUGGGAGUGAAGAUACUAUAUUUGAUUUAUCACAGCCUUCCACUUUAAUUACCUUAGGAAUGAGGAAAUUGUUUAUUCCAAAGGGAUCAAGUCCUGCUUCAGGUGAACAGUCUGAUCGAGUACUGCCAAUGCCUGCUUGUAUAGGAGUAUGUCUUGAUUAUGAUAAAGGCAAGGUAGAAUUCUAUGACGUGGCUAGCAUGAAAUGCCUUUAUGAGCGGCAAGUUGAUUGCUCUGGUACAAUGUAUCCAACCUUUGCUUUGAUGGGUGGAGCUGGUAUUAGACUUGAAGAAGUCAUUUUAAUAAAAAAUUUGGAAUACCCAGAUUCUUAAUAAAAGCACAUCCCUGUUUUCACUAAAAAACUUAGUAAGCCAGGGAUUGUUUAGCCUUUGCAGCAUCAUAUGUACGUUUCAUUACCUGUGAAACACUACAGAUCGGAUUGGGCCAUUGUUUCAUAUAUAAUUGGCCCCAGCCUUGCAGCAAGAAAAACCUGCAUUCAGCAGUCCUUUUUUUCUUUUUUAGCAGAGUCCUGAAACUGCAAGUAGGUCUCGUAUCAGUUCUGUGCAAUUGUGGACUGGUUUUAAAGAUCACCUCAAGAAUACUGAAAAGGGUUGGACAGGCAACAUUUCUGCUUGAGAAAAGAAUGUCUCGGGAUUUAGGGAGAUCUUUCAUCUAACAGCUAUACAUCUGUCAUAGUGUAUGCUGUCUUUAUAGCUUCGAGCUUGAAAGACUGCUCUCACAGAAAGUUUGUCAGCUCACUUUUGAUGUAAAUGUUUUAGUACCAGUUUGUAAAGUACUCUUAUUUUUUGUUUAACAUAUUUUAAAUGUGGUCUUACCUCUUGUGUGCAUCAUUAUUGUAAGCCUUAAUAUAGGUGAGGUUGUUGAAUGGGUCAUGACGUACCUCUGUCUUCAUAGCCCUUAUCGUAAGGGCUCAUUGGAGGUUCGAGAGAGACACCAUCAUCACAGAUUAACAUGGUCACUUCAGUUAUUUUACUUCUCAUUAUGUGCAAUUGUCUUACCUUUUUAUGUAAAGGUUGGUCUUUUCAUAAAUAUUUAUUAUUAAAAAGUAAAAUGUAUAAGUAAUAGAGCCUGUAAUUUAAACCUUAUUUUGAGUUGCAAGUGAAAUUGAGCAAAACAAAAAUUAGAGAACAUUGUAAAUUUAUUAAGGGUAGCACAAGGUGCAUUGCCACAUGUGUAGGGGAUGUAGUGUUUGUUUGUUUUUUUAAUUCAGUGUGUCAUGCAUUGUUUUUAAGGAUUGAGUAGGUCAUAAAUUUUUUUAUCAGGUUGGUUAUCAUUCCUUAUAUCAGUGCGGUCUUGUAGUAUGUAAGAUGAAUAUAUACUUUGGUGAUCCAAUUUGUGAGAAUGUUUGUUUUAUGACAUAGUUUGCUGAACCAUACAUACAUCACUGCAGAGGAGGGGAGUACAUUAUUUAUUAAAUAUUUAAAAUACAUUUGCAGCAGAAGAAAUGUACUUUUUCACAUUAAUGUAGAAGUGUUUAUUGUGUAAUACAUGCAUCUUUGUAUCAAGGUUGGUUGCAUGCACACUAGUAAUGUUUGGAAAAAGUAGUUGUGGAUAGCUCACUGACAGAAAUGUGUAUAUUUGAAAUAUUAACUGUAUUAUAAAUCAGACUGUGUGCCAACAAUAUACUGCUGAUGUUCUUGGAGACCAGUAAAUCCAGUCUAACUGCAUAUAUGUGGUCUGCAGAAGUUAUUUACAGACGUGUCUUUAAAAAAUGAAUAUACUUAAGUGCACAAGUCAUAAAAAUGUUCCUGUAUCUGUAUGUAUAUGCAGAGUCCGGUGUGUUUCAUCUUGCUGUGUUUCUGUUUUAUUUCACUUGCAACUUAAAAAAAUAAAAUAAAAUAUUUAAAGUGAAUAUGUAGUAGUCAAGUCCACUCAAAAAAUGUAAAUUAUAGAAAAGCAGUGGUAACACUGCCCUUUCGUAAGUAUUUUAAAAUGGAAAUAGGACAUGUCUGAUGGGAGAAUAUCUUGCUGUAAUUGAAGUAAGUGUGUGUACAUUUUGUUUUUUUUUUUUUACCUGUUGUACCUUCACAACUUUCCGAACCUCAUUAACUGCAACACGAAAUAUGACUUCAUCUGUGACUAGGUCAGCUGCUUUUAAAGGAUUUUGGUGAUAACAGAGGUAGUAGAUACUAAAUUUAUAGCCACUGGGAACCAUUAAUUGUUUAAGGGCCAGUGUUUUAAUCAUGUUCUUCCACCUUUUUAGCACACAGUUCAUGAAACUAAGCUAGUACAACGUUUUACUUCAUAUGUCCAGUAUAGAAAUGUCUGUUAAGUGCAGAGGUAUUGAUCUCCAUAAAGGAUUGCACAGAUGACCUGAUAUAUUAAAAGCAGGCCUCUGGCUGAUUCAGAGAUAGAAAGCAUAAUCAUUUCUGCCUCUUGUGUCUUACUUCUUACCUUUACCUGCUGAGCUUCAGUAUGUUGAUAUAUUUGGGUUUUCCAUUGUGCUUGUUUCUAAUGUUGAACUGGUCCAGUUUUUCACAAACUUUUUUUUUUUUUCUAAGACUAUUGAAGUAUAUUUAAUUGGAGCUUUAUUUUAAUGUACGGCAAAGAUAAUUUGUACCUUUGCAUUUUAAAGAGAGCCUGAAGUUUGGAACUUUUUAUUUGAACUAUUUCAAAUGAAGCAUUUUAAACAUGCUCCACUUUGCUGUGUAAACAUGUUUUUCUUCUGCAGAGAUGUAAUCAUUCUUUUGGAUAUUAUUUGAAUGACAUGGAUUUAUUUAUGCUACAUAUGUAGUAGCUACCUUUCAUGGAUUCGAAAAUGUCACUGUUUUUAUUUGUUUCUAUAUGUUUUGGUCUUGUGUGUGUUUUGUUCCUAAUUGAAGUGAAACAGGAAUUUUGACUUUUUAUCCAGAAGCAACUGAAGGCCCUCAUCAGAAGAUUCCUAGGGCUUUCCCCCAUGAAUGUAGCACUUUAUAAUAAAAUAAUAUGUACUAUGCUAAAUAUGUGACACUGUGGAUCUUUGUGCAAUACAGUUGUUAAAUUAAACUAACACUACCUGUCAAUGAAUAUUUGUGAGAAAAGGCUUCACAAAAGUGUCUUUAAAUUCCUGAAAACUUGCCUCUUCAGAGCUUUAAUAAAGAUGGAGUAAGGGUAUGGGUUUGCUGACAGUUUUGUGUGCUUCAGUAAUAAAACUGUGAGCUGAUACACAUUUAAGAAUGUAAACUACUGCAUAAUUAUGUAAUUUGUUGGUCAAUAAACUAGUAGAAAUGAAA